Carya illinoinensis is the source of this 4956-nucleotide messenger RNA. RefSeq names its product pleiotropic drug resistance protein 1-like. The transcript has 24 exons. Lineage: Eukaryota; Viridiplantae; Streptophyta; Magnoliopsida; Fagales; Juglandaceae. The coding region runs from base 393 to 4766 and encodes 1457 amino acids. The record is from RefSeq and is a predicted model, not a curated record. Gene Ontology annotation, molecular function: ABC-type transporter activity; ATP hydrolysis activity; ATP binding. Gene Ontology annotation, cellular component: membrane.
AACGAAAAGUUGAACCAACAUACAUAAAUACUUACAUUCUGAUCUGUCUGUCAUCAGCUUUUUUCAGAGAUACAGAGUGUUAUUAGGAUAGCUUUGUGUAGUUUUAAUAUUUUAAUUGGGUAGUUAUUUAAGUAGUUUUUCUUUCUUUUUUCUUUUUUGUGGCGUUCUCUACCCUGCAGAGUGGAUAAUUCUUAUGUAUUGUUGCGUGGGUUCCUGUACAUAGAGUUUGAAACCUUCGGCUAGUUUGCCUAGAGGAACAAUUCUGGGUUGGGUGGACUUAUCUUUGCUAUUUUUACCCAUACCAUGUUCGAGUAAAUCCUGAAGAAAUAUUUCUGGGUUUUGGUGGGUUUGAGGUGCUUUAGCAGCAGUAAUCUUGAUUCAAGGCUCUAAAAAUGGAUACCAGUGACAUUUACAGGGCCUCUGGUAGUUUACGAUUACGGAAUUCGUCGGUAUGGAGGAAUAAUGCUGCGGACGUUUUCUCGAUGUCUUCGCGAGAAGAAGAUGAUGAAGAAGCUCUCAAAUGGGCUGCCCUCGAGAAGCUUCCUACUUUUGAUCGACUAAGAAAAGGUAUACUAACCACUUCAAGAGGUGAGGCCAUUGAAGUCGAUUUACAGAAUAUCGGAUUAGAAGAAAGGAAGAAACUGCUUGAGAGGUUGGUGAAAUUAGCCGAAGAGGAUAAUGAGAAGUUCUUGUUCAAGGUCAGGAAUCGGAUAGAUAGAGUUGGGAUUGAUCUUCCAACAAUCGAAGUCCGGUUUGAGCACGUGAAUGUUGAGGCAGAGGCUCUUGUAGGAAGCAGAGCUUUGCCUACGUUCUUUAACUUCUCUGUCAAUAUACUGGAGGGGUUCUUGAGUUUCUUCCAUAUUUUUUCAAGUCAAAAGAAACAUUUGUCUAUCCUCAAAGAUGUUACUGGAGUCAUAAAGCCUAGGAGAAUGACUUUGCUUUUGGGUCCUCCAAGUUCUGGGAAGACAACACUCUUACUAGCUCUGGCUGGAAAGCUUGACCCAACUCUAAAGUUUUCUGGGAGGGUGACUUAUAACGGCCACGACAUGAGAGAGUUUGUACCUCCGAGAACUGCGGCUUAUAUCAGUCAAUAUGAUCUCCAUAUAGGAGAAAUGACUGUAAGGGAAACCUUGGCCUUCUCAGCAAGGUGCCAAGGGGUCGGGUCACGCUAUGAUAUGCUAGCAGAGUUGUCUAGAAGAGAAAAAGAGGCAAAUAUCAAACCAGAUCCAGAUGUCGAUAUCUACAUGAAGGCUGCAACAACUGAAGGCCAGGAGGCUGAUGUGGCGACAGAUUAUAUAUUGAAGGUUUUGGGUUUAGAAGUGUGUGCUGAUACCAUGGUAGGAGAUGAAAUGUUGAGGGGUAUCUCGGGUGGUCAAAGGAAGCGUGUUACGACAGGGGAAAUGCUGGUCGGACCAGCAAAGGCAUUGUUUAUGGACGAAAUAUCUACCGGAUUGGACAGCUCGACAACUUUCCAAAUUGUUAAUUCGCUCAGGCAGUAUGUUCACAUUCUGGAUGGGACAGCAGUCAUCUCUCUACUGCAGCCAGCACCGGAGACUUACGAUCUUUUUGAUGACAUUAUUCUCCUCUCUGAUGGCUAUAUUGUGUACCAGGGACCCCGUGAAAACGUUCUCGAGUUUUUUGAAUCCAUGGGAUUUAAAUGUCCUGACAGGAAAGGUGUGGCUGACUUUCUGCAAGAGGUGACAUCAAGGAAGGAUCAGGAGCAGUAUUGGGCACGCAGAGAUGCGCCUUACAGUUUUGUCACAGUAAGGGAAUUUGCUGAGGCAUUCCAAUCAUUCCAUGUGGGAAGAAGAAUAGGAGAUGAACUUUCAACUCCAUAUGACAAGACAAAAAGUCACCCAGCUGCCUUGACAACCAAAACGUAUGGUGUUAGUAAGAAGGAACUGUUAAAAGCUUCCUUCGCAAGAGAAUACUUACUGAUGAAGAGGAAUUCGUUUGUUUACGUCUUCAAGCUAUCACAACUUUUCCUUAUGGCACUGAUUGCAAUGACAAUUUUCCUACGGACGAAGAUGCCUCGUCGUGAUUCAACCGAUGGAACAAUCUAUUUGGGUGCUUUGUUUUACACAGUGGUUAUGAUUAUGUUUAAUGGAAUGUCAGAGUUGUCCAUGACCAUUAUAAAGCUUCCUGUUUUUUACAAGCAAAGGGACCUCCUCUUCUAUCCUUCAUGGGUAUAUGCUCUUCCAACAUGGAUCCUUAAAAUCCCAAUAACCUUUUUGGAAGUUGCUGUCUGGGUCUUCAUGACCUACUAUGUCAUUGGAUUUGAUCCAAAUGUCGGGAGGUUGUUUAGGCAAUACUUUUUGCUAGUACUCGUGAACCAGAUGGCCUCUGCACUCUUCCGAUUUAUUGCAGCAAUGGGUAGGAACAUGAUUAUUGCUAAUACUUUUGGGUCAUUUGCACUGCUCUUGCUCUUUGCCUUGGGUGGCUUUAUCCUCUCCAGAGAGGAUGUAAAGAAAUGGUGGAUAUGGGGUUACUGGAUAUCGCCUUUGAUGUACGGCCAAAAUGCAAUAUUAGUUAACGAGUUCCUGGGAAACAAUUGGAAAAAGGUUCUCCUAAACACAAACACAAACACAAGCGAACCACUGGGAGUUACAGUGAUGAAGUCGCGCGGGUUCUUCCCUCAAGCAUAUUGGUAUUGGAUAGGCGUGGGAGCAUCGUUUGGAUUCAUCAUACUAUUCAACAUCGGUUUCACCUUCUCCCUCGCCUAUCUUAACCCAUUCGGGAAGUCACAGGCUGUAAAAUCAGACGAACCUGAAAGCGAUGAACAGGGGAGUAGUACAGGAGAAGGCGUAGAGUUAACACGCAGAGAAAGCAGCUCAAGUCAUCAUCGUAGAACUACAGGGAGUGGACGUGACAGUAGGAGGGGAAGUAACUCCACCAGGUCAUCCUUUGCAAUUGAGGCUAGUCGUAACGGAAAAAGAGGAAUGGUCCUUCCAUUUGAACAGCAUUCAAUCACCUUUGAUGACAUUAUAUAUUCUGUAGACAUGCCACAGGAAAUGAUGGAGCAGGGUGUCAUUGAGGAUAAAUUGGUGCUUCUGAAGGGUGUGAGUGGGGCUUUCAGGCCAGGUGUUCUCACAGCUCUGAUGGGUGUAAGCGGUGCUGGUAAAACAACUCUAAUGGAUGUACUGGCUGGUAGGAAAACUGGUGGAUAUAUUGAGGGGAGCAUCACAAUUUCGGGGUACCCAAAGAAGCAAGAAACGUUUGCUCGAAUUUCUGGGUACUGUGAGCAAAAUGACAUUCAUUCUCCUCAUGUUACUGUGUACGAGUCCUUGGUCUAUUCAGCAUGGCUCCGCUUGUCCUCUGAUGUUGAUUCGGAAACAAGAAAGAUGUUUAUUGAGGAAGUCAUGGAGCUUGUGGAGCUGAACCCAUUGAGGAAUGCACUAGUUGGGUUGCCCGGUGUGAAUGGUCUUUCUACCGAGCAGCGCAAGAGGCUCACUAUUGCAGUCGAGCUUGUGGCUAACCCCUCCAUAAUAUUUAUGGAUGAGCCAACUUCAGGUCUAGAUGCAAGAGCUGCUGCAAUUGUCAUGAGAACGGUUAGGAACACGGUAGACACAGGAAGAACUGUUGUGUGCACAAUCCAUCAGCCAAGCAUUGACAUAUUUGAAGCUUUUGAUGAGCUUUUCCUAAUGAAGCGUGGAGGACAAGAGAUAUACGUUGGGCCGUUGGGUCACCACUCUAGCCAUCUUAUCAAGUAUUUUGAGAACAUUGAAGGAGUCAGAAAAAUUAAAGAUGGCUAUAAUCCAGCAACUUGGAUGUUGGAAGUUACGACUCCAUCGGAAGAACUUGCUUUGGGUGUAGACUUUACCAAUUUGUACAAAAACUCGGAUCUAUACAGGAGGAACAAAGCAUUGAUUAAAGAGUUGAGCAAGCCUGCUCCAGCUUCAAAGGAUCUCUAUUUCCCGACUCAGUUUUCACAGUCAUUUUCGACUCAGUGCAUGGCUUGCCUAUGGAAACAACGCUUGUCUUAUUGGCGUAACCCACCAUAUACUGCCGUGAGAUUUCUCUUCACAGUAUUCAUAGCCUUGACAUUUGGGACAAUGUUCUGGGACCUUGGCUCCAAGACGAAGAAGACAAUAGAUUUAUUUAAUGCGAUGGGUUCCAUGUAUUGUGCUGUUCUCUUCCUUGGUGUCCAAAACGCUUCAUCUGUGCAACCUGUUGUGGCUGUUGAACGAACUGUCUUCUACAGAGAAAGAGCUGCUGGAAUGUAUUCAGCCUUGCCUUAUGCAUUUGGACAGGUUGCAAUUGAGCUCCCAUAUGUUUUCAUGCAAGCUGCAGUAUAUGGCAUUAUAGUUUACGCAAUGAUUGGAUUCGAAUGGACCGUAGCCAAAUUCUUUUGGUAUAUGUUUUUCAUGUACUUCACAUUGCUCUACUUCACCUUCUAUGGCAUGAUGAGCGUGGCUUUUACACCAAACCACCAUAUUGCUGCCAUAGUAUCCUCAGCAUUCUAUGCCGUAUGGAACCUGUUUUCAGGAUUCAUCGUCCCACGAACUAGGAUCCCAAUAUGGUGGAGAUGGUAUUACUGGGCAUGCCCAGUUGCUUGGACUUUGUAUGGACUAGUUGUAUCACAAUUUGGAGAUAUACAAGAGACACUCGAGGACAAUGGUCAAACCGUGGAACAAUAUUUGAGAAGUUAUCUGGGAUUCAGGCAUGAUUUUCUGGGAGUCGUGGCAGUUGUGGUUGCUGGGUUUGCAGUGCUCUUUGGAUUCAUCUUUGCCUUCUCCAUCAAGGCAUUUAAUUUCCAAAGGCGAUAGAAAAUCGUAAUGAUUAAUAUUUGUUUACGAUGAUAUAUGUUUGAGGAUUCUUGCUAGCAUUGUGCUUUUUUAUUUUUCCAUCUCUUUCACUACCUACGUACAUGUAUUAUAAGCCACUUUAUUAUUGUUGUAACUAUUAUUUAUGCAACUCUUCUAUAUACAACCGCCGGCGCAGAACCGGCUGACGUGA